Molecule: messenger RNA, 1786 nt
Organism: Echinops telfairi (small Madagascar hedgehog)
Lineage: Eukaryota; Metazoa; Chordata; Mammalia; Afrosoricida; Tenrecidae
Gene: NEU1
Product: neuraminidase 1
Exons: 6
Coding region: 43-1284 (413 amino acids)
Biological process (GO): oligosaccharide catabolic process; ganglioside catabolic process
Cellular component (GO): membrane; lysosome; cytoplasm
Molecular function (GO): exo-alpha-sialidase activity
Source: RefSeq, a predicted model, not a curated record
GUCCGGCUCCGGGGCUCUCGCCGUGGCUGCUUUGCGGAGACGAUGACCGUGGAGCCACGGCGCCCGGACGGAUCCCGAGGAUCGCUGGCGCUGGGGGUCCCCAGGGACGAUGGGGCUCGGGGGUCCGCCUCCAUCCUCCUGCUGCUGUGGUCUCUGGCUGGAUUCGCAGCCGGGGUCCGGGACCACUUCUCCCUGGUGCGGCCGUCGGUGGCCACGGAGCAGCAGCUAUGGGUCAGCGGAAAGCGCAUUGGCUCGGUGGACGCCUUCCGCAUCCCACUCAUCACCGCCACGCCUCGGGGCACGCUCCUUGCCUUCGCCGAAGCCCGAAAAUUAUCCGAGUACGAUCAGGGGGCCAAGUUCAUCGCCCUGCGGAGGUCCACUGACCAGGGGGACACGUGGUCCCCAACAGAGUUCAUCAUAGACGACGGGGAGACCCCCGACGGGCUGAACCUAGGGGCGGUGGUGAGCGAUGCGGAGACGGGCACGGUGUUCCUUUUCUACACCCUCUGCGCUCACUACACCGGCUGCCGAGUGGCCUCCACCAUGUUCGUGUGGAGCAAGGAUGACGGCCUUUCCUGGAGCAAACCCCAGAACCUCUCCCUGGACAUCGGCACCGAGGUGUUUGCCCCUGGACCCGGCUCAGGCAUUCAGAAGCAGUGGGAGCCCCGGAAGGGCAGGCUCAUCGUGUGUGGGCACGGGACCCUGGAGCGGGACGGCGUCUACUGCCUGCUCAGUGAUGACCACGGCGCCUCCUGGCACUACGGGAGCGGGAUCACGGGCAUCCCCUACGGCAAGCCCAAGAGGGACCAAGACUUCAGUCCCGACGAGUGCCAGCCCUAUGAGCUCCCCGAUGGCUCCGUCGUCAUCAACACCCGGAACCAGAACAAUUACCACUGCCACUGCCGGAUGAUCCUCCGCAGCUAUGACGCGUGUGACACGCUGCGGCCCCGCGACGUGACCUUCGACACAGAGCUGGUGGACCCCGUGGUGGCUGCCGGAGUUCUGGCCACCAACGGCGGCAUUGUCUUCUUCUCCAACCCAGCCCACCAAUACUUGCGGGUGAACCUGACCCUGCGCUGGAGCUUCAGCAAUGGUACCUCGUGGCAGAAUGAGAGGCUCCAGCUAUGGCCAGGGCCCAGUGGCUACUCCUCGCUGGCUGUCCUGGAGGACACCAUGCGUGGGACACAGCAGGCCCCACAGCUGUACAUCCUGUAUGAGAAGGGACAACACAAGUACACAGAGAGCAUCUCCCUGGUCCGAGUCAACAUCUACAGGAAGCCCUGAGUCAUCCCUCUGUCACAGGGCCAGGAGGCCCCGGGACACAUGAAUCGUCAGGACCAGGGAUCUACGGAGAGAUCUGCUGGGGGUGCCUGAAAGAUCACUCCACCUGCCUCAGGCUGCCCUUUUGCAGACUCCACAGGAAAUCAUGGUUAACAGGAAAAGCCUGCCUUUGGGUCGGUCGCACAUAGGAAGUCCAGCCCUCACCUGGAAGCACAUCCUUCCCACAGCCCUGCUUGCGGCCCCACUACUUUCUCUGCUGUCUUCGAGAUUACGUGGGACCCAGGUAGGCCCGUGGGAUUUUACCUCAGCAUCGACAGACCACAGCUUCCUCCCUGUGGGCGGAGGGAGAGACUGUCAUGGAGGCGGUGAAGUCCCGGAAGCUCAGGGUAUUUGGUUUUAGGGUGAGGCGCUAAGUGUCCCCCCACUCCUCUCACCCCAAUCCUAUUUAUGAAUCAAUGUUUGUAACUUAAAAUUUUCAAUUAAUAGAGAAUGGCCAUUCGUAGCA